Aphis gossypii (cotton aphid) is the source of this 2664-nucleotide messenger RNA. Its product is annotated as myogenesis-regulating glycosidase-like. Bases 152 to 2137 code for a protein of 661 amino acids. Lineage: Eukaryota; Metazoa; Arthropoda; Insecta; Hemiptera; Aphididae. Gene Ontology annotation, biological process: carbohydrate metabolic process. Gene Ontology annotation, molecular function: hydrolase activity, hydrolyzing O-glycosyl compounds. The record is from RefSeq and is a predicted model, not a curated record. The transcript is spliced from 8 exons.
AGACAUGAUUAUCAUGAUAUAAUUCAGUGCCAUAAAUCGUAUCGGAUUUGAAUUACAUUUAUAUUAUACCGAUGAUAUUCAAAGAACACGAACAAUUGGUACGCUGACUCUCCAACGCACGGAUCACUAAAUUUUUAACUAGAAAAGAAAAAUGGCUAAUAUCUUAGCAUUUUAUGUCAUUUCAUUGACGUUAGUUUCGGCGUCUUUAGCUACAUCAGACUAUAUUGUUUUAUAUUCUGAAGAUGAAAAACAAUUACAAGCAAAAUAUGAAAUUAUUCCAGAAAGAAUAAAAUCGAAAAAUCUGAAGUUAAGCUUCUAUGAAGAUUGUAUCGAUAAAAAUCCUAGUGUUUGCUCCUCAAAACCAGGAGACAAUUCAAGCUACUUACGCUACUUUUCGGAGUCAGAAAAACAGGAAUGUAUACAUUAUGAACAAAUCAGUGAGUCAAUGAAUAAUAUUUUGCAAUUUUGUGUCGAUAUGGAGAAUAGUACUUGGUUUGGUGGUGCUGAACAGGGUUUACAAAAAUGGCCUCUAAAUAAACUCAACUGGACAGAUAGGUCAUAUGUCACAAAAGAAGCAGACAGCCAAGCAAUUGUCGAGUCAUACUUUUUCAACUCUGACGGUUUUUACCUACAUAUCAACGAUUCAGUGGCUUUAUUUUUAGAUAUCAAUGGUCCUAGACCAGGAAAAAUGUGUUUUACCGCAAAAGUUGUUGCUCCAUACAGAAAAGUUAAAAAUUUUAUGCAAUUCCGUGUUUGUAAAUUUAAUAAUCCCCGAAUAGCCCACGAAAAUGCUAUUAAAGAUUUCCUUGGCACACCUACAGCCAUACCCGACCCUUACGUAAUAAAGUAUCCAAUUUGGUCAACAUGGGCUAGAUAUAAGAGUGACGUCAACACAUCUUCCGUUUUAAGUUACGCCGAAGAAAUAGUAAAAAAUGGAUUUCAAAGAGGUACAUUUGAGAUCGAUGACAAAUGGGAAAGUUGCUACGGCAGUGCAGAGUUUGAUGUAGAACGAUUUGAAAAUAUUAGUGAUACAGUUAAUAAACUAAAAUCAUAUGGUUUCAAGACUUCUUUGUGGACACAUCCGUUCGUAAAUCUCGAAUGUCCUAUUCACGAGGUAGCCAAAAACAAAGGAUACUUUGUGAAUAGCACAUCACAUACAGUAGAUUCUAUAUGGUGGAAUGGCAAUGGUUCCUAUGUAGACUUCACAAAUCCCGAAGCGGCGGCAUGGUGGACCAAUGCUCUACGUCUAUUACUUGCAACAUCUGGAAUUGAUACAUUAAAAUUCGAUGCAGGAGAAUCCAGUUGGACUGCUCCACUUCCAGUCUACUACGAUAAUGAUUUGACAUACUAUCCCGAUAACAUUGUAAACGCAUAUCUCAAUACAAUUAAGGCUUUCGGCAAUGGAAUUGAAUAUAGAUCAUCCAGAAGAAGUCAGGAAUUUGGUUGUUUGUUAAGAAUGAUCGAUCGCGAGUCCCGGUGGACUUACGAACUAGGAUUACCAACACUAAUAACCUCUCUGAUACAUUUGAAUAUGAUCGGAUAUCCGUUCGUGUUACCGGAUAUGGUUGGUGGAAAUGGUUAUAACAACCUGCCACCUACUAAAGAGAUGUAUAUUAGAUGGAUGGAAGCAGCUGUAUUUAUGCCAGUCAUACAGUUUUCAUAUACUCCUUGGGACUUUGACUCUGAGACCUUAAGCGUGUGCCGAUAUUUCAUGAAUCUCCGCAGCAAAUAUACUGACACAAUUGUGGAUCUAAUGAGAAAUACUGUUGCAAAUGGUAGCCCAGUGAAUCCUCCAGUCUGGUGGAUCGAUCCUACUGAUGCGGAUGCAUAUGCUAUCGAUGACCAAUAUCUCUUGGGUGAAAAUAUCCUGGUAGCUCCGGUACUUGUUGAAGGUGCAACUUCUCGUAACAUUUACUUGCCAGCGGGUAUGUGGAGAGACGAAAACCAUCCCGAAAGUCCACUCAUAUCCGGAAGAGUAUGGCUGUUAAAUUACCCCGCUGGUCUUAGAGUUCUACCGUGGUUUACUAGAGUUAAUUCUAGUUCUGAAAGUCCAUCCGAACCUACCAACUCAGUUUGUCAAAUGUCACCUGCUAAUUAUGUUUUCGUUUUAGUUUUAAUCGCGUAUUUAUUUCGAUGAAAUUCAUGAUAUAAUAUGAAAUUUACAGUUACCAACCUAACAUAGUGUGUAAUGUCAUCGUAUAAUAUUUAUUUAUUUGAUUGUACAGCCAGUGCUCGAAUUAUAUAGCUGGAAUUUAAUUUAUUCAACUACCAUGAUAUUAUUAUAGUUAGAAUUUUGAAAUUUUACAAAACGUUGAAGAAUAUUUAUUAAUGGAAUUAAAAUAUAAUAUGCCAACUUGUGUGUAAGAAAAAAUUCCAGUAAAUGAAUAAGUGUGAACCUAGAGUAAAGCUGUUAAGAUGUUCGUUGUGGUAGAUACUACUUAAUAUGAAUUUAAUCAUAGAGAAACAUUAAACGUUUAAGUUCAAAUUGUUUAAUCUAUUAUAUUUUAAAAAAUGGACGGGUAUUAUAUGUUUUUGAAUUGUAUAGAAUAAAUAUUAUUUUGCAUACUAUUAUACUUAUAAUUAUUAUUACGGGUAUACAAUGUGUAUCAUAGAUACUAAAGAUAUUAGUAAGCUACAAUAAAUUAUAAUAAUAUAUUCAAUUUA